Ooceraea biroi (clonal raider ant) is the source of this 12604-nucleotide messenger RNA. It is a transcript of the gene Nipped-A, whose product is annotated as Transcription-associated protein Nipped-A. Gene Ontology annotation, biological process: regulation of DNA-templated transcription; DNA repair. Gene Ontology annotation, cellular component: nucleus; NuA4 histone acetyltransferase complex; SAGA complex. The record is from RefSeq and is a predicted model, not a curated record. Lineage: Eukaryota; Metazoa; Arthropoda; Insecta; Hymenoptera; Formicidae. Gene Ontology annotation, molecular function: protein binding.
UAGAUAACGACGAGCGCUACUUCGCCUAGAGUUCUCGCGCGAAAGCGGCGGUCGAGUGUUGCAUCGUCCCCGAAGUGAACGAGAAUCGAAGCUACUUUCGUUCCUGCUAAUCGACGCUUCACUACGAAUUACGCCGUUCAACACCCCGGAACGCGCGGCUGCACGCGCGUGCAGCGAGAAAUGACGACUCGCGGCAGCGCGAGGACGUAAAUUUCUCGCACCGGUGUUGUCGCUGUACAGAUCGUACGAGAAAAAUGAUAAGUAAGUUGAUGAGCUAGAGGAGCCGAUUUCGCGAUCUCGCGAACCCAAAGCCGACGGAAUUCCGGGAGACUACGCGUUCGUUCGAGGUGAAAGUCUCGUACACGAUACACGCUCGAUAUAGACUAAAUUUGUGUGACAGACGACGAUACUUCGACAGUCAUGUGAUCGUCAGUGGCUUCAUCGCGUACACCCCAUCUCAUGUCUACGACCUGUGAAGGGAGAUUUAAUCAUUGUAUAUUUUCUAAUGGACUAUUCAUAAUACUUGUCAAGAAUCUAUCGUAACAAUCAAAAUGGCACCCGAUCCAGUAACGCAAAUGAACACUUAUCGUUCAUAUGUGACGAUGCUGGCUGAUCCAGUUUCAAAGGAUGAGCUAAAACUGAAGGCAGCUCAGGAAUUAUCGGAAAAUUUUGAGAUAAUUAUAACUUCGUCACAAUAUCCGGGGUUCCUCGAUCACAUGAUGAAGAUCUUUCUGAAGAUAUUGCAAGAAGGGGAGCCACACUUUAUAUCGGAAUACAACAUUCAACAAGUCAGAAAACUGAUUCUGGAAAUGAUACAUAGAUUGCCAAAUACUGAAUACUUACGUCCAUAUGUCAGGCAAAUUCUGACUCUGGUGUCGAAAUUGCUAGAAACGGAUAACGAAGAGAAUGUGCUAGUCUGUUUACGCAUCAUUAUUGAGCUUCACAAGCAGUAUAAACCAACAUUUAAUCCAGAAAUACAAUACUUCCUCCAAUUUGUCAAAUCAGUGUAUAGCGAAUUACCAAAGAAUUUGUCGAAAAUAUUUGAACCACGUCCUCCUUUACGAGUAAAAGAUUUGUCAGAAAUUAACAUAGAAGCUCUAUUGAAAGAAACGUUUACGAUCACAGCAAUACAAAGUGAAAAGAAAGCAGCGGAUGGCACUGUCGUGACAUACAAUUUAAUCCCGAAGGCAGUGCUGUCCCUCAAAGUGCUUCAAGAAUUACCGAUAAUCGUGGUGCUGAUGAACCAGUUAUACAAACAGAACGUUCAUCAGGACGUAUCGGAUUUUGUUCCGAUUGUAAUAACAACCAUAUCUCUACAACCGAGUCCGCAACAUCGAGCAUCUCCAGGAUUCAAUAAGGAAGUAUUCGUUGAUUUUAUGGGCGCGCAAAUUAAAACGUUGUCUUUUCUCGCAUACGUGAUAAGAGUGUAUCAGGAUGUAAUAUCGCAAAAUAGCGCGAUGUUAGUCAAAGGCAUUCUAGGUUUGUUUACUCUGUGCCCUAUGGAAGUGGCGCAUUUGCGGAAAGAAUUGGUCAUUGCUUCUCGUCAUAUACUUGCAACCGAGCUACGUAAUCAGUUCAUUCCUCAUAUGGAGAUCUUCUUCAACGAGGACAUUUUUAUCGGACACGGUUGGACCGCUCACGAGGCUUUGAGACCACUGGCUUAUUCCACGCUCGCCGAUCUCGUUCAUCAUGUUCGACUGCAAUUACCACUAACCGACGUUUCGCGUGCGGUGCAUUUGUAUAGCAAGAAUUUACUUGACCAGACUUUACCCACCGCCGUUCAAAUGGUGUCCUGCAAAUUAUUAAUGAAUCUCGUGGACACCGUACGACAAAGAUCGGAUGCCGAAAAUAGUAGCCAGGGACGAGAGUUGUUAAUGCGAAUACUUCUAAUUUUCGUCUUAAAAUUUAAAACCAUCGCCAAGAUCUACAUCCCGAUACUGCGAAAUAAAACGAAACAGUUGCGACCUGCUACAACGGAAACUACAACUGCGGAAGAUGCGGCGAAACCCGCGAUUGCCGACGUAAACGAGGAAAAAGAGACAAAAUCAAAAUUUGGCUUCCCGACGUGCCAAGCGAUGAGUUACAACGUGGCCGAUUACAGAAAUCUGGUGAAAAGUCUUGUGCACGGCGCCAAGGCUAUUACAUCUAAUUGCAUUAAUAGCAGGACCAGCGAAGUACUGCAAUCGAAUCAAUUUCAACCGAAAGAGACGCUGAUUUACAUACAGCUCGUUAAAUGGGCGCUGCCAGCCCUGGAUAUCUAUACGAUAGGUCCUCCAACGAUUGGCGCACCUGCGCAAUCAGGUAGACCUGCACAACCCCAGACUAUACGAACACGCGAAGAAAAAGAAGUGUUGGAGCUUUUCGGCAACGUAUUUACGCAGAUGAAUCCUCAGACAUUCCAGGAGAUAUUCUCUAUGUCGAUAGAUUACAUGGUUGAAAGGAUUUUUAAGAAUUGCGCUUUACAGAUUAUUGGUAGCGCUUUCUUAUCUAGUCCCACCAUUUCCUCCACCUUCGCGACGAUAUUGGUGGAAUAUCUCUUAGAACGCAUGAGCGACAUGGGCUGUAACGUUGAACGAAGUAACCUGUACCUGCGACUGUUCAAGCUCGUGUUCGGCAGCGUCUCAUUAUUCCCAGCGGAAAAUGAACACAUGUUGAGACCGCAUUUGAAUCAAAUUGUCAAUCGCGCCAUGGAGCUCGCAAUGUCUGCGAAGGAGCCGUACAAUUAUUUUCUGCUCUUACGAGCGUUAUUUCGCUCUAUAGGUGGUGGCUCGCAUGAUCUGUUGUAUCAAGAAUUUUUACCUUUACUGCCUAACAUGUUGGAAGGACUCAACAGAUUACAGUCUGGCCUGCACAGGCAACACAUGAAAGAUCUUUUUGUCGAAUUAUGUUUAACUGUGCCUGUACGCCUCAGUUCGCUUUUACCAUAUCUGCCUAUGUUGAUGGAUCCUUUGGUUUCCGCUCUGAACGGCAGUUACUGUUUAGUGAGCCAAGGGCUUCGUACACUUGAAUUAUGCGUUGAUAAUCUUCAGCCGGACUUUUUGUACGAGCACAUACAACCGGUACGUGCUGAUCUAAUGCAAGCCUUGUGGAGAACGUUACACAAUUCUACCGAUCAGGCUCACGUAGCUUUCAGAGUCCUUGGCAAAUUUGGCGGUGGUAAUAGGAAGAUGAUGAUUGAGCCUCAGAAAUUGGAAUACAACGACCGCGAGACCAACUCACCCACUGUAGUCGUUCACUUCCAAGGAGCUUCUCAGCCAAUUGAUUUGCCGAUAGAAAAAGUACUUGAAACCGCGUUUAACGCAUUGAAGUCCAGCACAACAGAUCUGUUCUAUCGUAAGCAGUGUUGGGAGGUCAUAUACUGCUACUUAGCGGCGUCCAUGAGAUUAGAGACGGACAGUGCUGAUCUAUGGUAUAGCUUGUUCAGUCAUCCGAGUUUUAAGGACGGCGAGAUACCACAUCACCAGGAAUCUCAUUACAAGUGCCCCGAUAUUGUCGCACGAAAUGUACAACAAACCGCGUUGACCGGUAUGUUUAUCGCUGCAGAGGUAAAGGAAUUGAGACCAAUGGUGCUCGAUACCGUUAUUUCCGUCGUGAGACACUACACUAUGAUUGCUAUAGCGCAACAAGCUGGCCUGUUUUCUUGGGCAGAACGAGAUGUCCGCAUGCAAGGACAAGAUCCGCUUGUGUUAAUUGAUGCCAUCACUGUCAUAAUGGCUCAUGAUGAGAGGGAGCUGUACAGAUCGGGCUACUUGGCGCUUGUGUUAAUAUUGGACACUGCCACGAACAUUUUAGGCUCGAAGGAACGAGCUUGCCAGUUGCCCUUCAUGGAAUAUCUAGCGGACAGAAUGUGCUCAUUGUGCUACGAACGCGCCUGGUACGCUAAGUUAGGUGGCUGUAUUGCGAUUAAGUUCCUCUUUGAACGAAUGGCUACCAAAUGGGUCCUGAAUCAUUUAUUUGUUUUCCUGAAAGCUCUUAUAUUUGUGAUGAUGGAUCUAACCGAUGAAGUCUCAAACGGUGCUAUCGACAUGGCGAAAGAUAAUCUGGAAAAGAUGCUACGAGUCUGUGUUAAGCCUGUCAUCCCAGAAGGUAAUGCGGAAUUAAUAGAAGCACAGAAUAAGAGCCUGUAUGAAGUUACUCGCGAGUUGGUCAAGCAGGUGACAUCGCCACACACGAUCGUGCGUGAACAGGCCAUGGCUUCGUUGCGCCAACUCGCCGAAAUACAAAACAAAUCAGUAACGGAGGUGAUGGAACCACAUAAGGAAGUACUUGCAGAUAUGAUACCACCUAGGAAACAUCUCUUGAGACAUCAGUCAGUUACUGCGCAGAUUGGCUUAAUGGAUGGAAAUACAUUUUGCACGACGUUGAAUCCACGUCUAUUCACGGUCGACUUGUCUGUCGGGGAGCACAAGGUAUUCUUUCAAGAACUAUUAACUCUCUGCGAAGCAGACGAGGCGGCUCUUAGUAAAUUAGCGUGUUACAAAUCUGUUACUAAUUUAAUGCCCCUGAGGAAAUCGGCGUUACGUGCACUCGCUGCCUGCCACUACAUCGUAGGCUUUCGAGAGAAGAUAUUCGCAGUUCUUUAUAAAGCUCUGGAAAAGUUUAAUGCCGAGCUACAGGAAACCGCUUUCGAGUGCAUGAAAACGUUUAUCGCCGGUUAUCAGAUGGACAUGGAAAUGGUGCAUUCAAUUAUGCGACCAAUGUUGCUCACAUUGGGUGACCAUAGAAAUCUCAGCUUGAAUUGUGUUAGAAGAUUAUCGUAUCUGACACAACUUUUCCCAAGCACCUUCAGCAUUACCUUGUGUGAGCAAUUAUUACAACAUGUCAAGAAACUCCUGGACAAUCUAGUUCAAACUCAUAAAGGCAUAUCGAAGUCCGGCGAAAACGAACAAAAAAUUACCAUUAUCAUAGGCAUAUAUCACUUGAUUCCAUCGGCAAGUCCGAAAUUCGUCGAGUUGCUCACUAGACUCGUACUCCAAGCUGAGAAAUCGCUGUUGGUAGAACUAUCCAGUCCUUUCCGAGCACCCUUGAUGAAAUUCCUUCUUCGUUAUCCGAUGGAAACGCUCAAUCUAUUUUUGCAUGACAACUGCAUCAAAGAUCAACAGUGGAGCAGAUACUUGGAAUAUCUUAUCAAACACAAGGACGGUAAACCUUUACGAGACAUUUUGCACAACAGUACAACGAGGCUUGUUACAAUGUUACUUGCGCAUUCUCAAACGAACUCUAAUCUAACUCAUAUGGAAAAAAGCGAGUUGCAGUAUUGCGCAAUCAAAAUAAUUUCCAUACUUAUCAGAUUCGACGAGCAGUGGUUAUCCACGCAGAAUCAAUUGGUAGCCGCUCUCAAACAGAUUUGGUGCAACGAUGAUUAUCAGGUGAUGCACAAGAAGGUCGAGGGCGUCGAAUAUUGUCACUGGAAAGAACCGAAGCUCAUUGUCAAGAUCCUGCUGCAUUAUUUCCGUCAUCAACCGAAUGAUAUUGACUUGCUGUUCCAGUUGUUGCGAGCCACGUGUGAUCGGUUUGUCCCAGAUUUCCAAUUCCUGAGGGACUUCCUAGAGAACACGGUGGCACAAGAAUACACAGUCGAAUGGAAGCGAAGCGCUUUCUUCCGUUUCGUCGAACAUUUUCCCACCAACAAUAUGUCGCAAGAGUUGAAAGCCAAUGUGUUGCAGCUGAUUAUCAUUCCUUGCUUUGCAGUAAGCUUCGAAAGGGGCGAGGGUACUAAACUAGUAGGAGGUGCACCCAUGCCGUAUCAGGACAACCCUGAAAAUGUGGUGUCGGUAUUUAUUAGCAAAAUAAUCGAUCCGGACAAUCCGUUCGGUUCCGCUGACUGUGUGCGCAUCUCUCUGUUACAAUUCUCUUGUCUCUUAGUGGAACAGGCAUCACAACACAUUCAUGACGUUACUAAUAAGAGACAGGGGAAUAAACUACGUCGCUUGAUGACAUUUGCUUGGCCCUGCCUAUUGGGGAAGAAUUGCGUGGAUCCAACCACGAGAUAUCAUGGUCAUCUUCUUCUUAGCCAUAUUAUCGCAAAGUUUGCUAUUCAUAAACGUAUUGUUCUGCAAGUUUUUCAUAGUUUAUUGAAAGCACAUGCUGUAGAUGCACGUAAUGUUGUACGACAGGCGUUAGAGAUAUUGACACCAGCGAUGCCAGUACGAAUGGAAGAUGGUAAUACCAUGCUAACACAUUGGACGAAGAAGAUCAUUGUCGAGGAAGGUCAUUCAAUGCAGCAACUGUUCCAUAUCUUACAGCUUGUUGUGAGACAUUACAAAGUCUACUAUCCAGUAAGACACCAUCUAGUCCAGCACAUAGUGAAUUCCAUUCAACGGAUGGGUUUCAGCCCCACUUCUACUCUCGAGCAUAGACGACUGGCCGUCGAACUGGCGGAAGUCAUCGUAAAAUGGGAAUUGUAUAGGAUUAAAGAGGAAGCCGAGGCUGCAGAAUCUAGUACUGGCAGGGUGAUUGGACAAUUGAGUAAUAUUAAACGUUCAGUUAACGAGGAUUCAUCUGGUAAGCGAAUGAGCUCUCAGGUACCAUCCGGCAACAGUCCCGUGCCUCUCAUUUUACCAAGAAUAGAGCCAGGAUCAGCGAAACCGAUUGAGAGAGGUCAUGCGGAUGCCAUUUUGAAUUUCUUGCUGCGUCUGGCUUGUCAGGUGAAUGAUGUAACAACGAUUCAUGGUAAUCCAGGCGAGCAAUUGUCAAGACGUUGUGUAAAUCUGCUCAAAAUGGCUCUCAAACCUGAUGUCUGGGUUGCCGAACAGUGCGACCUUAAGUUAGCCUUCCUCGAUAAAGUUCUUGCUAGUGUGGAUUCUACUCAACCUAAUUUCGGUAAUAUUAGCACAGCCCUGGAAGUACUAACAUUUUUGUUGGGCGUGAUGAAGCGCGAGCAGAUACUCGCGAGCUUUAAACCAUUACAGCGUGGUAUAGGAGCCUGCAUAGCUAGUAGCAAUACUAAAAUUAUUCGUCUGGUGCACAGUUUACUAUCUCGAUUGAUGACUAUCUUUCCGGCUGAACCUACUGCCUCAAGUGUAGCUUCCAAGUACGAGGAAUUGGACACAUUGUAUACAACUGUAGGCAGAUUUAUUGCCGAAGGGUUAACUACGUAUGAAAAAACCACAACGGCUACACCCAGUUCUCUGUUUGGCACACUGAUGAUGCUUAAAGCGGCCUGUACCAAUAAUCCCAGUUAUAUCGAUCGUUUGAUAAUUCCAUUUAUGAGAGUAUUGCACAGAAUGACGAAAGAACACUUGCACACGACGCAAGCUGAGACGAAUCCUGUAACGAGCGAGCUGCUGAUUCUCAGCUUAGAUUUAGUGAAGAAUCGCGUGGCAGUAAUGGGCGUCGAAAUGCGCAAGUCAUUCAUAGGCACGAUCCUGGUCACUUUGAUUGAGAAAACACAAGACGUCAAAGUGAUGAAAGCCAUCACAAAGAUAUUGGAGGAAUGGAUAAAGAAUAAAACCACCAUCGCCAUCAAUCAGGCACCCAGCUUGCGCGAGAAAUCGAUUCUACUGGGGAAAUUGAUGCAGUAUGUGGAAAAACGUUUCCCUGACGAUCUAGAACUGAACAGACAGUUUUUGGAAUUGGUCAACUAUAUAUAUCGCGACGAGAGCCUGAACAAGUCGGAUCUGGCCUGCAAAUUGGAGCAGGCCUUCAUGGCCGGCUUGCGUUGCGUCCAGCCGCAAGUGAGAAUGAAGUUUUACGAGGUGUUUAAUUCGGAGAUAAGUAAAGUUUUGCAUGAUCGUAUGUUGUACAUCAUUGUUAGUCAAAAUUGGGAAAAUAUAGGACCGCAUUACUGGAUUAAGCAAUGCAUCGAGUUGCUGUUAACUACCGCUGUUAAUACCACUCAAAUACAAAUGACAAAUCAGGAUCUCUUGCUACCCGGCGUCGGGUCUAUUAUGACACAUGGUGUAGAAAAAGACAACAGGGACCAGAAGCUAUUUGUUUGUCGUCUCGGUCCCAUUAAAGAGGAGCCACAGGAUGUUGUCGAAAUAGCUGAAGGAGAGGUGAAGGAGACAUUGCUCGAUAUGGAUGCCUGGAUGUCUAAUUUUUCUAUAUCGGAUCCCACAGUCAGUGAGGAGAUCAUCGAGAAGCCCACCUUGGAGCAAUUGAUCAAAAAGCAGGGUCGCUUUAUGGAGGAUGUGAAAAAGGUCAAAACGGAACGACUGUUGCUGGCGAUUGCCCAACUGUGUCACAUGGACACAGGCUUGGCGGAAAGUGUUUGGUUGAACAUGUAUCCACGAAUAUGGUCCAUCGUGGAGGAACCUUUUUUCAACGCUAUAAAGAGAGAAGUAGUGCCAUUCGUCGCCAGUGGCGCGCACGUCAUCCAAAAGGACUGUCAUCCGAGUGCUCUUGGUACCUUUUUAGAGGCACUGUUUCACUGCAAUCCACCGGUAUCGAUAGCUACACCUGUGAUGAAAUACUUAGGCAAAUCGCACAACAUAUGGCACCGGAUAACGCUAAGCUUGGAGCAAAUGGCCUUGGAAAGUGACGAUAACGCGAGUCAAGCAAAGAGCAGGCGUGAGCCUGAUUGCUUCGAUUCUGAACAAGUCGAGGGUCUCAGUGCCCACUAUGAGCUGAUGAACAUGCUCUCGGAAAUGUAUUCGAUGCUACGCGAGGAAGACAUGUGGUCGGGCCUUUGGCAGAAAAGGCCACCUCAAUACAAAGAGACACUGCAUGCGAUCGCGUUGGAGCAGCAGGGAUUUUUCGAGCAGGCUCAAGGUGCAUAUGACGUUUGCAUGAACAAAUUUCGACAGGAAUAUAUACCUAAUCCGGCGCCUUACCAUUACAAUAAGGAAAUGUUGGUCUGGGAAGAGCAUUGGGAACGUGUAUCGAUGCAACUCAAUCAGUGGGACACGCUAAUGGAACUGGGUAGUCAUCCGAAAUACAAAAACUACUUUCUUGUCUUGGAAAGUGCGUGGCGUAUCCCUAAUUGGACGGUAAUGAAGGAAGCUCUCGCGCAGGUCGAACAUAAUUGUCCAAAAGAAAUGGCCUGGAAGAUCAAUUUAUACCGUGGAUACUUAGCCCUUUGUAACAGCGAGGAUCAACAUCUGACCGCAGUCGAACGUUAUGUGGAGCUUGCGUCUGGUCUUUGUAUGCGUGAAUGGCGUCGACUGCCACGUAUCGUUAGUCACGUCCAUUUACCGCUGCUGCAGGCUGCACAACAGAUUAUGGAGCUUCAGGAAGCGUUACAAAUACAUCAAGGAUUACUUCAUGGCAGAAGUACAUCCUUGCACGAUAUGAAAGCUAUCGUAAAGACAUGGCGUAAUCGAUUACCCGUGAUAGCUGACGAUCUCAGUCACUGGUCGGACAUUUUUGCCUGGCGACAACAUCACUACAAUUUCAUCUCCAACCACUACGAUUCGCAGCAGGAUCAAACGACCAACCAUUCCUUGCUCGGUGUACAUGCAUCGAUGCAAGCAAUCAUUCAUUUCGGCAAGAUUGCGAGAAAGCAGUCUCUUAGUGGAGUGUGCUUAGAAUCGCUGGCUAAAAUCUAUUCGAUCCCUACGAGCGUGCCGAUGGUAGAUUGCUUUCAGAAGAUACGACAACAGGUAAAAUGUUACCUGCAGAUGUCAACGAUGGGUGGACAGACCGAAUUGCAGGAUGCUCUGAACGUACUCGAAUCAACGAACAUGAGUUAUUUUACGAAGGAAAUGAUCUCUGAAUUUUACGCGUUGAAAGGUCUGCUCCUUUCGCAACUCGGCCGCUCGGACGAUGCCAACAAGGCGUUCUCUACCGCGACACAGCUUCACGAUACUCUGGUGAAAGCUUGGGCCUUGUGGGGCGACUAUCUUGAAAAUAUCUUUAUACGCGAUCCUCGACAGAUUUCCUUCGGCGUGAAUACUCUCAUCUGCUUUUUGCACGCCUGUCGCCAUCAGAACGAAACCAAAUCCAGGAAAUAUAUCGCCAAAAUUCUAUGGUUACUUACAUACGACGACGAUAAAUCAUCUCUUAUUGAUACCGUAGAAAAGUACGCUGUAGGUGUGCCAGCAAUUCAGUGGUUACCCUGGGUACCGCAAUUAAUGAUGUACCUGGUUCGUUACGAUGGCAAUAUAAUACUGAAUUUAUUAAGUCAAGUUGGUCGUAUGUUUCCACAAGCCGUCUAUUUCUCCAUACGUACUCUGUAUCUGUCAUUAAAGAUAGAACAGAGAGAACGGUACAAGAGCAAUGAAUUGGCAGCAGGGAAAAGUCAAGACGGUGUCGAAGAUCGAGGUCCCGGUGUAUCAGGCAAUGUGCCUUCGCAGCAGGCUAGGGAGCAGGGGCCGGAAACUGGUCAUACAGUUCGUGCCACACCUCCAAUGUGGAGAUGUUCAAAGAUCAUGCACUUGCAACGAGAUAUUCACCCCACUAUCUUGUCUAGUUUGGAGGGUAUCGUUGAUCAGAUGGUUUGGCUAAGGGAGACAUGGUAUGAGGAAGUUCUGAGACAAUUAAGGCAGGGACUAGCGAAAUGUUACGCAAUAGCAUUUGAAAACCGUGGUGCCGUCAGCGACGCUACUAUCACGCCGCACACAUUGAAUUUCGUGAAGAAACUUGUAUCGACUUUUGGUAUUGGAAUUGAAAACAUAUCUUCCUCGCAAAAUAUGAGCACGUUUGGUUCGGCGGCAUCGGAGUCCUUGGCACGUAGAGCGCAAGCCACCGUGCAGGACCCCGUCUUCCAAAAGAUGAAAGGACAGUUUACGAGCGACUUCGACUUUACUGUGCCUGGAGCCAGAUUGCUGCACAACUUGAUCAACAAAUUGAAAAAGUGGAUAAAGAUUCUCGAGGAAAAAACGAAGCAGCUGCCAAAAUCCUUCCUAAUUGAAGAAAAGUGCCGUUUCUUGAGUAACUUCAGCUUAAAAACAGCUGAAAUUGAGUUACCUGGUGAAUUUUUAAUACCUAGGCACUCGCAUUAUUCCGUGAAGAUAGCGAGAUUUAUGCCACGCGUCGAAGUCGUUCAACGUUACAAUACAGCUGCCAGGAGAUUGCGCAUUCGUGGCCACAACGGCCGUCUUUAUCCAUAUCUAGUAGUAAACGAUGCUGGUUUGGGCGACGCGAGACGUGAGGAACGUUUACUUCAGCUGUUACGCAUGUUGAAUCAUUACCUGAGCAAACAGAAGGAAACUUCGCGCAGAUUCCUCCAUUUCACCGUGCCCCGAUUAGUCGCAGUGUCACCACAGAUGAGACUCGUAGAGGACAAUCCGGCAGUGGUUUCCCUGCUGGACAUUUACAAGCAGGGUUGCGCCAAGUCGGGAAUUGAACACGACGCGCCUAUCGCCAGGUAUUACGAGAAACUGGCGGCAGUACAAGCGCGAGGCGCGCAGGCCAGCCAUCAAGUGCUACGGGAUAUUCUGAAGGAAGUGGAAACUUCAAUGGUUUCCAAGUCCAUGCUCAAGAAUUGGGCAGUGAAGGCAUUCCCUGGCGCUACGGAUUACUGGACAUUUCGAAAAAUAUUCACAUUGCAGUUGUCUCUAAACUGUUUUGCUGAAUAUGUACUUCAUCUAACGCGACUCAAUCCCGAUAUGAUGUAUAUACAUCAGGACUCCGGCUUGAUCAAUAUCGCAUACUUCAAAUUCGAUAUCGACGACACAUCAGGGGAGUUGGACGCCAACAGACCGGUACCCUUCCGCCUAACGCCCAACAUCCUCGAAUUUCUUACAGCUACAGGAGUUUGCGGACCGUUGACCGCUAGUACAAUCGCUACGGCGCGUUGUCUGGUGCAACCAUCGUUCCAAGUGCACGCCAUACUCCGUACGAUACUGCGGGACGAGGUAAUCGCGGAUCAUAAGAGAAAGGAGGACGCAGAGGGCACGUCACAAGCACCGACCGACCCGAAAGGCGAGCUCCUGAUAACGAUGGUAACCCGCGCGGUCAGCGCCAUCGUCACAAGACUGAACACCUUGGCGAAUUUCGACGGUGUCGACAGCAAGGUCAGCACCUUGGUCGCCGCCGCCAACAGUCAUGACAAUCUUUGCAGGAUGGACCCCUCGUGGCAUCCGUGGUUGUAAAAAUCCACUAUAUCCGGCCUAAAAAUCACGCUCCCGAAGAGUGAAAAAACGAUUAAGAUUGCGAUCAUUUUGAUAUAAUCUUAUUAGUUCUCUCACUCGUUGGAUUAUUGUAUACUAUGUAAUACUGUCAUUCGAAACAAUUAGUUAGGAUUGGAACACUUUGUUAGGAAGAGGACAAAGAUACACGUUAGACGAUAGGAGGGAUAGUAUUUAUAGUCUAUAUAAGAUGAUAUUGCUAUACAUAUUACAUCUUUUCAGACAUGUACAGCACGGUAAGACGAAAUUACGUGUAAGCUCUAAGCGACUUUUAUAUACUUGAAUGACCCGCCUCUUAUCGUGUACGUUUGUUACAUUAUCCGUAGUUUUUACAUACGGCGCACUAUUUGUCAAUGCACACGUCAGUGUAAUGUAAAGCCGCACUUUAGGUUCCCUUUUAGCGUAUUUCAUUCGACUGUAAGUAAAUUAUCGUUUAAGUAAUUUGUGUGUAGGGAUCUGAUACGCGAGAGUUCUCGUUAAGAGGCGGAAAAAGAGAAAAACACCUGAUUAAUAGCUCUUAUCUAUAAGUGACCUGACAAUUUCAAAUAUAUAUAUAUAUAUAUAUGAAUUAUAUCAAAUAAAAUAGUUCUUGC